GGGGAAGGAGGGAACCAGCCAUCCGUCGCAGCUUCCCCACUCACUCUCUCCGCCGCUGCAACUCCGCAACUCUCCCGUUCUUUGCCUGGACAUGUCUUGAGAAAGUUGGAUCUCUCCUUUUCGCCUUCCUUUCCUCCUUUUUUUUUUCUUCUCCUUUUUAUUUUUUUCCCUUUUCCUUUUAUUAUUUUUCCCUCCCUCCCCAUCUCUUCUCCCCCUUCCCACCGCCGUUCGAGUAGCAGGCAGCCGAUGGGGGGGAGCCGACAUGCCGCGCUGUGGCGAUGGGGACGGGCGCCGCGCUCGCUGAGCGCCGGGGCCGCGGCCGGCUGCCCGCUGUAGAGGUGCGCGGCCGCCGGGGCUGCUCUCGUUCCUUCGCCGAAGGCCAGGAAAAAAUAAGAAAGAAAAAGAGGAAAAAAAGAAAAAAAAAGGAGGGAGGGAAAAGGAAGCGCGCGGAGAUGAACUGAGCUGGAGCGGACUUUGAGAGGGGAGCGCCGAGUCCAGCUGGCCCGGUUUUUUUUGUAAUUGCUGCCAUGGGAAGAUACUUGACUAUGCUGUUGCUGCUGAUGCUGCUGGUGCAGCAUUUUGGAAACUGUGAAGGAAAUCAAAUCCCACAUCAUGCUCCACCAAUGCAAUUUACACAAGUACAGUAUAAUGCCACUGUGUAUGAGAAUUCUGCAGCCAAGACUUAUGUUGGGCAUCCAGUGAAAAUGGGCAUUUACAUCACAAAUCCAUUAUGGGACAUAAGAUACAAAAUUAUUUCUGGAGACAGUGAGAACUUGUUUAAAGCUGAAGAAUAUGUUCUUGGAAACUUCUGCUUUUUGAGAAUACGGACCAAGGGAGGAAACACAGCUAUCCUUAACAGAGAGGUAAAAGACCAUUAUAUGCUGACUGUUAAAGCAGUUGAAAAAAAUACAAAUGCUGAAACACGCACGAAGGUCAGGGUACAGGUACUGGAUACAAAUGACUUGCGGCCUUUGUUUUCUCCAACAUCUUACAGUGUUUCUUUGCCUGAAAACACAGCAAUAAGGACAAGCAUCGCAAGAGUCAGUGCAACAGAUGCAGAUAUAGGAACCAAUGGAGAGUUCUACUAUAGCUUUAAAGAAAGAACAGAUGUGUUUGCUAUUCAUCCAACUAGCGGUGUGAUAGUGCUAACUGGUAGACUUGACUACUCAGACACUAAGCGUUAUGAAAUGGAAAUUCUUGCAGUGGAUCGUGGACUGAAGCUGUAUGGUAGCAGUGGCAUCAGCAGUAUGGCAAAACUAACUGUGCACGUAGAGCAAGCAAAUGAAUAUGCGCCUGUUAUUACAGCUGUUACAGUGACUCCCUCAGAAUCAGACAAGGAUCCAACUUAUGCAGUUGUAACUGUAGAGGACAAUGAUCAAGGUCCAAAUGGAGAAAUAGCAUCAUUAAAUAUUGUUGCAGGUGAUCCACUUCAGCAGUUCAGAACAGUGAGGUCUGUUCCAGGAGGUAAAGAAUACAGAAUCAAAGCCAUUGGUCCCAUUGACUGGGAGAGCCACCCCUUUGGAUACAACCUUACCCUUCAAGCUAAAGACAAAGGAAAUCCUCCGCAGUUUUCAUCUGUAAAAGUUGUUCAUGUGACAUCACCACUGUUUAAGUCUGGUCCUGUCAGAUUUGAAAAAGAGGUAUAUAGAGCUGAAAUAAGUGAAUUUGCUCCUCCAAACACACCUGUGAUAAUGGUAAAAGCUCUGCCUAGUUACCCCCAUUUAAAAUAUAUAUUUAAAAACACACCUGGCAAAGUAAAAUUCAAUUUAAACACUCACACUGGUCUCAUUACCACUUCAGAACCCAUAAAAGCACAAUACUCAUCCCAUUUUGAACUUGAAGUUGUGACAAGUGACAGAAGAGCUUCUGCGAAAGUAUUAAUUAAGGUACUAGGCAUGAACAGCAAUCCUCCUGAAUUUACUCAGACAUCCUAUAAAGCUUCUUUUGAUGAGAAUGUGCCAAUAGGUACUAGUGUCAUGAGAGUAAGCGCAAAAGAUCCUGAUGAAGGGGAAAAUGGUUACGUGACGUACAGCAUCGCAAACCUAAAUCCUUUGCCAUUUGUGAUUGACCAUUUCAGUGGGGUUAUUAGUACCUCAGAAGGCUUAGAUUAUGAAUUGAUGCCAAGGCUUUACAAUUUAAGGAUUCGAGCUUCUGAUUGGGGUAUACCGUAUCGUCGAGAAGUUGAAGUUCCUGUUACUAUUAUUUUAAACAACCUGAAUGACAAUAUACCUCUGUUUGAGAAAAUAAAUUGUGAGGGAACAAUCCCCAGGGAUCUUGGUGUUGGAGAACAAAUAACAACCGUAUCUGCCAUUGAUGCUGAUGAGCUUCAGUUGGUGAGAUACCAAAUUGAAUCUGGAAAUGAACUGGAUUUAUUUAGCCUAAAUCCAAAUUCUGGAGUACUUUCCCUCAAGCAGUCACUAACAGAUGGCCUAGGUGCUAAAAUUUCUUUUCACAGUUUGAAAAUUACAGCUACAGAUGGAGAAAACUUUGCAAAACCGUUGUAUAUCAACAUAACUGUAGCUGCUAGUCGCAAACCGGUCAACUUGCAGUGUGAAGAAACUGGUGUUGCCAAAAUGCUCGCAGAGAAGCUCUUGCAAGCAAAUAAAUUGCACAGCCGUGGAGAAGUUGAGGAUGUUUUCUUUGACACUCACUCAGUGAAUCUGCAUGCACCUCAAUUUAGAAGUACACUCCCCAGUAGCAUUGAGGUAAGAGAAGACCAACCUGUGGAUUCCAGCAUAAUACUUAUGAAUGCUACUGAUCUUGAUACUGGCUUCAAUGGAAAGUUAGUGUAUGUUAUCUCUGGAGGUAACGAAGAUAGUAGUUUCGUUGUUGACAUGGAAAGUGGAAUGCUGAAAAUCUUGUCUCCCCUUGACCGGGAAGUAAAAGAUAAAUAUACACUGAACAUUACUGUCUACGAUCUUGGAAUACCACAGAAGUCUGCCUGGCACCUUUUAGAUGUAAGAAUUUUGGAUGCUAAUGACAACCCACCAGAGUUCCUACAAGACAGCUAUUUUGUAGAAGUGAGUGAAAACAAAGAACUGAACAGUGAAAUUAUUCAAAUUGAAGCUACUGAUAAAGAUUUGGGGGCUAAUAGAGAAGUAAAAUACUCUCUUCUUACAGAUACAGACAAGUUUACUAUUAAUGCUGUGACAGGAGUUGUGAAAGUUGUGGGGGUUCUGGAUCGUGAAGAACAGCAUGUCUAUUUCUUGAAAAUAGAGGCUAGGGACCAACCUACUGAAGAACCUCAAUUAUUUUCAACAGUUAUUUUGAAAGUGUCUAUAGAAGAUGUUAACGAUAAUCCUCCUAAAUUUAUUCCUUCAAAUUAUCAUGUGAAAAUUCGAGAAGAUCUUCCUGAGGGAACGAUUAUUACGUGGCUAGAAGCCUAUGAUCCUGAUUUAGGCCAGUCAGGUCAAGUACGAUACAGUCUUUUGGACAGUGGAGAUGGCACCUUUGAUGUUGAUAAACUAAGCGGAGCAAUACGUAUUGUACAAAGACUGGAUUAUGAAAAGAAACAACUUUAUAACCUGACUGUGCGGGCCAAGGACAAAGGAAAACCCAUUUCAUUGUCCUCUACGUGUUAUGUUGAAGUGGAGGUAGUUGAUGUGAAUGAAAACUUGCACCCGCCACGGUUCUCUGUAUUUGCAGAUAAAGGCUUUAUAAAAGAAGAUGCUCCUGUUGGCUCCUCAGUAAUGACAGUAUCUGCUUAUGACGAAGACACAGGACGAGAUGGGGAGAUUCGAUAUUCUAUCAGAGAUGGGUCUGGUAUAGGAGUCUUUCGCAUAGAUGAGGAAAAAGGUAUUAUUGAGACAGCUGAUCGCCUGGAUCGUGAGACUACUUCACAUUACUGGUUGACUGUUUAUGCAACAGACCAAGGUGUUGUGCCUUUAUCAUCUUUCAUCGAAAUCUACAUAGAAGUUGGUGAUGUUAACGACAAUGCUCCUCAGACAACAGAACCAGUUUAUUACCCAGAGGUCAUGGAAAAUUCACCUAAAGAUGUAUCUGUCAUUCAGAUUGAGGCAUUUGAUCCAGAUUCUAGCUCAAGUGAAAAGUUAACCUACAAGAUUACAAGUGGAAAUCCACAGGGAUUCUUUUCGAUAAACCCCAAAACUGGUCUAAUUACAACCACAUCUAGAAAACUAGAUCGAGAACAGCAGGGAGAACACAUAUUGGAGGUAACGGUAACAGACAAUGGUAUUCCUGCAAAAUCAACAGUUGCACGAGUGAUUGUGAAGGUUUUAGAUGAGAAUGAUAAUAAGCCUCAAUUUUUGCAAAAGUUCUACAAAAUCAGGCUUCCAGAGCGUGGUAAGCCGGAACGAGAAAGAACUGCUAGGAGAGAGCCAAUCUAUCGAGUUAUUGCUGCAGAUAAAGAUGAAGGCCCCAAUGCGGAGAUCUCUUACAGCAUUGAAGAUGGUGAUGAACAUGGCAAAUUCUUCAUUGAGCCGAAAACUGGAGUGGUUUCAUCAAAGAAAUUUUCUGCAGCGAGGGAAUAUGAUAUCCUUUCCAUUAAAGCUGUAGAUAAUGGUCGUCCACAAAAAUCGUCAACUACACGGCUUCACAUAGAAUGGAUUCCAAAGCCUGUCCCACCCACAGAGCCCAUUUAUUUUGAGGAAGCAUUUUUUUCUUUUACGGUGAUGGAAAGCGACCCAGUUGCUCACAUGAUUGGCGUAAUAUCUGUUGAACCUCUUGGAACACCACUUUGGUUUGACAUAACGGGUGGCAACUAUGACAGUCGAUUUGAUGUGGACAAGGGCACUGGAACUAUCAUUGUCGCUAGACCUCUUGAUGCAGAAGAGAAAUCAAAUUACAACUUGACAGUGGAGGCAACAGAUGGAACCAGAUCUAUCAGCACUCAGGUGUACAUCAAAGUUAUAGAUACAAAUAAUCACAGGCCUCAGUUUUCUGCUUCAAAAUAUGAAAUUGUUAUACCUGAGGACACUGUACCAGAGACAGAAAUUUUGCAAGUCAGUGCCACGGACAGAGAUGAGAAGAAUAAACUCAUUUAUACUAUGCAGGGCAGCACAGAUCCCAUCAGUCUUAAAAAAUUUCGUCUGGACCCUGGAACUGGAUCUCUUUAUACUUCAGAAAAACUGGAUCAUGAGACCAUGAACCAGCAUAUUCUCACAGUAAUGGUUCGAGAUCAAGAUGUUCCUGUAAAGCGCAACUAUGCUAGGAUCAUCAUUAAUGUUAGUGACACGAACGACCAUGCUCCGUGGUUCACCAGCUCUCCUUAUGAAGGACGAGUAUAUGAGUCAGCAGCUAUUGGAUCAGCAGUGCUCCAGGUUACAGCAUUAGAUAAGGACAAAGGGAAAAAUGCUGAAAUUGUGUAUUCUAUUGAAUCAGGCAAUAUUGGAAAUUCCUUCUUUAUAGAUCCCAUCUUGGGUAUGAUUAAAAUUGCAAAAGAAUUAGAUCGUAGUAACCAGGAAGAAUACAACUUGAUAGUAAAAGCUACAGACAAAGGAGAUCCUCCAAUGAGUGAAGUGACCUCUGUGCACAUAUUUGUUACAGUUUCUGACAAUGCCUCGCCAAAAUUCACGGCCAAAGAAUAUUCUACAGAAAUCAGUGAAAGUGCCAGCAUUGGCAGUUUUGUUGGAAUGGUUACAGCAUACAGUCAGUCUUCGGUAGUUUAUGAAAUAAAGGAUGGUAAUAUAGGUGAUGCCUUUGCUAUCAACCCCAACUCAGGUGUCAUUGUUUCUCAGAAGAUUCUUGAUUUUGAAACUUUGCCUGUUUACACAUUGACUGUGCAGGGAACAAACAUGGCUGGCUUGUCCACUAAUGCAACAGUUUUGGUCCAUCUUCGCGAUGAGAAUGACAAUACACCAAUUUUUAUGCAGGCUGAAUAUACAGGACUCAUCAGUGAAUCAGCUUCAAUUAACAGUGUGGUUCUAACUGACAAGAAUGUCCCAUUAGUAAUUCGAGCUACAGAUGCUGAUAAAGAAUCAAAUGCUUUGCUUGUUUAUCAAAUUGUUGAACCAUCUGUCCGCAAGUAUUUUGCCAUUGAUUCUAGCACUGGUGCUGUUAGAACAGUAAUGAGUCUGGACUACGAGGAGACAAACAUUUUCCACUUUUCAGUUCAAGUACAUGAUAUGGGGAUACCACGUUUAUAUGCAGAAUAUGCAGCUAAUGUUACUAUUUAUGUAAUUGACAUCAAUGAUUGUCCUCCUGUGUUUUCAAGAGAGUUGUACGAGACAUCCAUUUUGGUUCCAACCUAUAAAGGCGUGAAAGUCAUCAGCGUAAAUGCCACUGAUGCUGAUUCAGGCAUUUUUUCACAAUUAAUUUAUUCCAUUAUUGAAGGCAACAUUGGAGAAAAAUUUUCAAUAAACCCUAAGACUGGAGAUAUAACAGUACAAAAUACAACUCAGCUACGAAGCAGAUACGAAUUAACAGUGAGAGCAUCUGAUGGCAGAUUUGCAAGCACUGCAUCUGUAAAAAUUAAUGUGAAAGAAAGCAAGACAAGCCAGCUGAAAUUUGCACAGAGUUCUUACUCUGCAACAGUGCAGGAGAAUUCCACCGAGGCAAAAACAAUAGCUGUGGUUACUGCUAUAGGGAAUCAAAUAAAUGAGCCUUUGUUUUACCAUAUUCUAAAUCCAGACAGCAGAUUUAAAAUAAGCCCAACUUCAGGAGUCCUUUCAACAACAGGAAUUCCAUUUGAUCGUGAACAGCAAGAAUCUUUUGAUGUGGUCAUAGAAGUGACAGAGGAACAUAAACCAUCAGUUGUUGCACAUAUUGUAGUUAAAGUCACAGUGGAAGAUGUAAAUGACAACGCUCCGUUUUUUGUUAAUCUUCCAUAUUAUGCUGUUGUUAAAGUAGACGCUGAAGUAGGCCAUGUUGUUCGACGUGUCACUGCUGUAGAUAAAGAUACAGGCAGAAAUGGAGAGGUGCAUUACUAUCUUAAAGAACAUCAUGAACAUUUCCAAAUUGAUCCAACUGGUGAAAUCUCACUGAAGAAGAAGUUUGAACCAGACACACUAAAUAAGGAGUACCUGAUCACAGUAGUGGCAAAAGAUGGAGGAGAACCUGCUUUUUCUGCUGAAGUUAUAGUCCCAAUUACAGUUAUGAAUAAAGCUAUGCCAGUUUUUGAAAAGCCUUUCUACAGUGCAGAGAUACCAGAAAACAUUCAGCUCCAUAGUCCUGUUGUACAUGUACAAGCAAUCAGCCCAGAAGGACUUAAAGUGUUUUACAGCAUCACAGAUGGAGAUCCUUUCAAUCAGUUCACUAUCAACUUCAACACUGGAGUUAUAAAUGUUGUUGCCCCUCUUGACUUCGAGUCUCAUCCAGCCUACAAGCUGAGUAUUCGGGCAACAGACUCCCUAACUGGGGCACAUGCUGAUGUGUUUGUAGACAUAAUAGUAGAAGACAUCAAUGAUAAUCCUCCCGUGUUUACAGAGCAGUCUUACACUGCAACCCUUUCUGAGGCAUCUGUCAUUGGAACAUCUGUUAUACAAGUGAGCGCUACAGAUGCUGAUUCUGGAACAAACAGGGGGAUUUCCUAUCAUUUGGUUGAGGAUAACAGUGAAAGUCAUGACUACUUCCACAUAGACAGCAGCACUGGACUCAUUCUCACAGCAAGAACUUUGGACUACGAAAAAAUUCAGCAACACAAGUUACUAAUAAGGGCAAUAGAUGGUGGCAUGCUGCCCUUGAGCAGUGACACUAUUGUAACUGUUGAUGUAACUGAUCUCAAUGACAACCCCCCUCUUUUUAACCAAUUGCUUUAUGAAGCUAAAAUUAGUGAACUGGCUCCCCAUGGACAUUUUGUGACGUGUGUGCAAGCGUCAGAUGCAGAUAGUUCGGAUGUUGACAAGCUGGAGUACUCUAUUCUGACAGGCAAUGACCAAAAGAAUUUUGUAAUUAAUAGUAAAACUGGCAUUAUUACUGUCUCAAACCUACGCAGACAGACGCUAAAGUCACAUUACAAUCUUAAUGUGUCUGUUUCUGAUGGGGUUUUCAGAAGUUCAGCCCAAGUUCGUAUAACUGUAACCAGUGCCAAUAUGCACAGCCCUGUUUUCAGCCAGAAUGAAUAUGAGGUUGAACUAGCUGAAAAUGCUCCAUUGCAUACUUUGGUGACUGAAGUUAAAGCAACGGAUGAAGAUUCUGGUACUUACGGCCAUAUCACUUACCACAUUGUAAAUGACUUUGCCAAAGAUAGGUUUUAUACAAAUGAGAGAGGGCAAAUAUUUACCUCUGAAAAGCUUGACCGUGAAACACAAGCAGAAAAAGUAAUUGCCAUUAGUUUAAUGGCCAAAGAUUCAGGAGGAAAAGUUGCUUUCUGUACGGUCAAUGUAAUACUUACAGAUGACAAUGAUAAUGCUCCUCAAUUCCGAGCAACAGAGUAUGAAGUAAAUAUUGGAUCUGAUGUUCCACGGGGUACUUCUGUUAUUAAAAUUUGGGCUUCUGAUGCUGAUGAGGGUACAAAUGCAGACAUCACAUAUGCUAUCGAAGCAGAGUCUGAAAAUGUUAAAGAGAAUUUAGAAAUUGAUUCAUUGUCUGGUAUCAUUACUACAAAAGAAAGCUUAAUUGGUUUAGAAAAUGAGUUUCUAACCUUCUUUGUUAGAGCAGUCGAUGGUGGAUCCCCCCAGAAAGAGUCAGUUGUUCCUGUCUAUGCUAGAAUACUACCACCAGAAGUGCCUCUUCCAAAAUUUUCAGAACCGUUUUAUUCUUACACGGUUUCCGAGGACAUUCCAAUUGGAACUGUGAUAGAUGUUAUCAAAGCAGAGCAUAAUCAGACUUUGGUAUAUAGUCUGAUUAAAGGGAACACUCCUGAAAGCAAUAGAGAUGAUUUUUUUGUGAUUGACCGACAGACUGGAAGGUUGAAACUUGAGAAGAAUCUUGAUCAUGAAACAACUAAAUGGUACCAAUUCUCAGUGCUAGCACAGUAUACAAAUGAAGAUUAUAAUGUUGUUUCCACAGUAGAGGUAAGCAUUCAGGUAAAAGAUGCAAAUGAUAACAAACCAGUUUUGGAGUCCAAUCCAUAUGAAGCAUUCAUCGUAGAAAAUAUGCCAGCUGGAACAAGAGUCAUCCAAGUUAAAGGCACUGACUCAGAUUCAGGACUCAAUGGGCAGGUCACUUACAGCUUAGAUCCUUCUCAAGAACUGGACAUUAUAGAGUCUUUUACCAUAAACAUGGAAACUGGCUGGAUUACGACUCUCAAAGAACUUGACCAUGAGAAGCGAGACAAAUACAAAAUAACAGUGGUUGCAUCUGAUCGGGGUGAAAAAAUUCAGCUGUCUUCUUUGGCUGUGGUUGAAGUUACUGUUACAGAUGUGAAUGACAAUCCUCCGCGCUUUACUGCAGAGAUAUAUAAAGGAACAGUCAGUGAGGAUGACCCUCCUGGUGGAGUAAUUGCCAUCUUAAGUACAACCGAUGCUGAUACGGAAGAAGCCAAUAGACAAGUCUCUUACUACAUUACAGGAGGUGAUCCCUUGGGACAGUUUGCUGUUGAAAAUAUACAGAAUGAAUGGAAAGUCUAUGUGAAAAAGCCCCUGGACAGGGAAGAAAAGGACAAUUAUCUUCUAAAUAUUACAGCGACUGAUGGGACAUUUGCAACUAGAGCUGUGGUGGAGGUUAAAGUCCUUGAUGCCAAUGAUAAUAGUCCUGUUUGUGAAAAGGCUUUAUACACCGACACUGUUCCGGAGGAUGCCCUUCCUGGCAAACUGAUAAUGCAGGUAUCUGCUACAGAUGCAGAUAUUCGUUCCAAUGCAGAAAUUACUUACACAUUGCAUGGCACAGGAGCAGAGAAGUUCGGACUCACUCCAGACACAGGUGAAUUGAAAACAUUAAUGCCACUUGACCGUGAGCAGCAAGCGGUUUAUUACCUUCUCGUGAAAGCCACAGAUGGAGGAGGAAGAUUCUGCCAGGCUAAUAUUAUUCUGACUCUGGAAGAUGUGAAUGAUAAUGCCCCAGAGUUUACAGCUGAUCCGUACUCCAUUACAGUAUUUGAAAACACAGAGCCUAAAACCCUUUUGACAAGAGUGCAGGCAACAGAUGCAGAUGCAGGAAUGAACCGCAAAAUCCAUUAUUCACUGGUGAACUCUGCAGAGGGCCAGUUCUCUAUCGAUGAAUUCUCUGGAAUCAUCCGGUUGGAGAAGCCUUUGGAUAGGGAAUUACAAGCUGUGUACACUCUGAUUUUGAAGGCUACAGAUGAAGGUUUACCUAGAAGACUUUCUUCCACAAGUAGUCUUAUAGUUUCCGUUUUGGAUAUAAAUGAUAAUCCACCUGUAUUUGAGCAUAGGGAAUAUAGUGCAAGUGUAUCAGAAGACACUUUGGUUGGAACUGAAGUUAUACAGAUCUACGCUGCAAGCAGGGACAUUGAAGCCAAUGCUGAAAUCACAUACUCAAUAGCCAGUGGGAAUGAACAUGGAAAAUUCAGUAUUGAUUCAACAACAGGAGCCAUUUUUAUCAUUGAAAGCUUGGAUUAUGAAAGUUCUCAUGAGUAUUACUUGACAGUGGAAGCCACAGAUGGAGGCACACCUUCAUUAAGUGAUGUUGUAACAGUGAAUAUUAAUGUAACAGAUAUCAAUGACAAUACUCCAGUGUUCAGCCAAGACACCUACACUGCAGUAAUCAGUGAAGAUGCUGUGCUUGAACAGUCAGUCAUUACAGUUAUGGCAGAUGAUGCUGAUGGACCUUCCAACAACUAUAUUCACUAUGCAAUUAUAGAUGGCAAUCAGGGAAAUCCUUUUACAAUUGACCCUACCAGGGGUGAAAUAAAAGUGACUAAACUUCUAGACCGAGAAAAGAUUUCAGGAUAUACUUUGACAGUUCAAGCUUCAGAUAAUGGAAACCCACCUAGACAUAACACAACCACAGUUAACAUUGAUGUUUCUGAUGUAAAUGACAAUCCUCCAGUAUUCUCAAAAGGAAACUAUAGCGUUAUCAUCCAGGAAAAUAAGCCUAUUGGAUUUAGUGUGCUGCAGCUGGUGGUGACAGACAAAGAUUCUUCUCACAAUGGUCCUCCUUUCCUCUUCACCAUCCUGAGUGGAAAUGAAGAAAACACUUUCCAGAUUAACCAGCAAGGAGUACUGACAACAACUGCUGCACUGAACCGAAAAGUGAGGGAUCACUAUUUACUUCACGUUAAGGUCACAGAUAAUGGAAAGCCACCGUUGUCAUCUCUGACUUACAUUGAUAUUAGAGUUAUUGAGGAAAGCAUUUAUUCUCCAGCAAUUCUGCCUCUGGAAAUCUUUAUUACAGCCUUUGGGGAAGAAUACUCAGGUGGUGUCAUUGGAAAAAUUCAUGCAACUGAUCAAGAUGUUUACGAUACUUUGACAUAUAGCCUGGACCCCAAAAUGGAAUCCUUGUUCUCCGUUUCCAGUACUGGAGGCAAACUAAUAGCACAUAAGAAGUUAGAUGUAGGACAAUACCUCCUAAACGUCACAGUUACAGAUGGAAAAUUUACAACUGCAGCUGAUAUUACUGUGCACAUCAGACAAAUCACACAAGAUUUACUAAAUCACAGCAUUGCAAUACGCUUUGCAAACCUUGCUCCUGAAGAAUUCAUUGGGGAUUACUGGCGCAAUUUCCAGAGAGCUUUAAGAAACAUCUUGGGUGUGAGGAGAAACGACAUCCAGAUUGUUAGUUUGCAGCCUUCUGAUCCUCCUUCAAACCUUGAUGUCCUCCUGAAUAUCGAAAAAUCUGGCAGCUCUCAGCACCCAAUGAGAAUUUUGGUCCACAAGAUAAACUCUUCUGUGCCUGACCUAGAGGAGAUUUUAGGUGUCCGGAUAAUUGAUGUUUUCCAUAAGCUAUGUGCGGGCCUAGACUGUCCUUUGAAAUUCUGUGAAGAAAAAGUAACAGUGGAUGAGAACAUCAUGUCAACCCACAGUACGGCCAGGCUGAGUUUUGUCACUCCCCGUCAUCACAGAACAGCAGUUUGUCUUUGUAAAGAAGGGAAAUGCCCUGUAGUAAAUAGUGUGUGUGAAGGAAACCCAUGCCCUGAAGGUACAGAAUGUUUAGGAGAUCCAAAGGAAGGAAAAUACACCUGUGUUUGCCAUGACAGCAAGGCUGGACAGUGUCCUGAAUCAGUUGGCUCUGCUGUGACAUUUAGUGGGAGCAGCUAUGUGAAAUACCGUCUCAUGGAAAACGAGAACAAAGAGGAAAUGAAGCUGACAAUGAGACUUAGAACCUACUCUGCUCAUGCAGUUGUUAUGUAUGCUCGAGGAACAGACUACAGUAUCUUAGAGAUUCACCAUGGACGGCUGCAAUAUAAAUUUGAUUGUGGUAGUGGACCUGGGAUUGUCUCUGUUCAGAGCAUUCAGAUUAACGAUGGUCAGUGGCAUUCAGUAUCUCUUGAAGUAGAUGGAAAUUACGCACGACUUGUUCUGGACAGGGUGCAUACUGCAUCUGGUACUGCUCCUGGUACACUUAGGACACUAAACCUAGAUAAUCAUGUGUAUUUUGGUGGUCAUAUUCGGCAGCAAGGUACAAGACACGGUAGGAGUCCUCAGGUUAGCAAUGGUUUCAGAGGCUGCAUGGACUCUAUUGUACUUAAUGGACAAGAGCUUCCCCUAAACAGCAAGCCACGAAAUUAUGCACACCUGGAAGAAUCUGUUGAUGUGACUCCUGGGUGCUUACUCACCACCACAGAAGGUUGUUCAAGCAACCCCUGUCAGAAUGGAGGCAUCUGCAAUGCACUGUCAAAUGGAGGUUACUACUGCAAGUGUGCUCCUCUGUUCAUGGGAACUCACUGCGAUGUAAGCGUCAACCCAUGUGCUUCCAAUCCCUGCCUUUAUGGUGGUACUUGCAUCCCAGUCAGUGAUGAUUUCAUCUGCCAAUGCCGAGGACAAUACACAGGCCAAAGGUGCCAGCUGGGUCCAUAUUGUAAAGACAAUCCUUGUAAAAAUAGCGGCAAGUGUAUUGACAGUUUGGAUGGACCUGUUUGUGAGUGUGAAGUGGGCUUCCGUGGAGAAAGGUGCCUGACUGAUGUUGAUGAGUGCACAGAAAACCCCUGUCUUAAUGGUGCCCAUUGUGAGAAUACUUACGGUUCAUAUCACUGCAAUUGUAGCCGUGGCUUUGGAGGGAAACACUGCACAGACAUUGUUCUUAACAACUAUGUUUCAACGCCUUGGAACAUUGGCUUAGCUGAAGUAAUCGGAAUUAUUGUUUUCAUUGCGGGAAUAUUCUUGUUAGUUGGGAUUUUUGUUGUUUGCCGCAAAGUGAUCAGUAGAAAGAAGAAACACCAGCCAGAACCUGAAGACAAGCAACUGGGAGCUACAACAGCUUUCUUGCAAAGACCGUAUUUUGAUGCAAAAUUGAACAAGAACAUCUAUUCUGACAUCCCACCACAGGUUCCUGUUCGUCCCAUUUCAUACACUCCAAGCAUUCCAAGUGACUCCAGGAAUAAUCUUGACAGGAAUUCUUUUGAGGGGUCUGCUAUCCCCGAGCACCCAGAGUUUAGUACUUUUAACCCAGAUUCUGUACAUGGUCACCGGAAGGCUGUAGCUGUUUGCAGUGUAGCACCAAACCUGCCACCUCCACCUCCCUCCAACUCUCCUUCAGACAGCGAUUCAAUACAGAAGCCCAGCUGGGAUUUUGACUAUGACGCUAAAGUAGUAGAUCUUGACCCCUGCCUUUCAAAAAAGCCUCUGGAUGAAAAGAGCUCCCAUCCAUAUAGUGCUAGAGAAAGCAUGUCUGAGGUCCAGUCUCUCAGCUCCUUCCAAUCUGAAUCAUGUGAUGACAAUGCUUCCGUAGUGACUGUAAUACACCUUGUCAAUGCUGUUGUUGACUCGGUGGAAAAAGAAGAAUCUUUUGCUGUUCCUGACCUCAGCAAUUCAAGAGGUUAUCACUGGGAUACAUCAGACUGGAUGCCAAGUGUUCAGCUGCCAGGUAUCCAAGAGUAUCCGAAUUACGAAGUGGUUGAGGAGUCAGCUCCCCUCUAUACGGAUCCAAAUGCCAUCGAUACAGACUAUUACCCUGGCGGUUAUGACAUAGAAAGUGAUUUUCCACCUCCACCUGAUGACUUCCCUGCACCUGAUGAGCUUCCACCAUUACCACCAGAAUACAGCGACCAGUUUGAGUCAAUACAGCCACCCAGAGACAUGCCAGCCGUAGGUAGCUUGGGUUCCUCUACAAGAAGCAGGCAGAGGUUUAACCUUAACCAGUAUCUUCCCCAUCACUACCCUGCAGACAUGUCAGAACCUCAGACCACAACCAGUGGUGUCAAUGGCAGUUACAGAGAACCUUACGCUCCUUACACGCUAGGGUACAAUAGAGACUUUGAAGCACCCACUGUAGACAACAUGUCCAUGUCUGUGUAUGCUUCCACAGCUUCAUGCUCUGAUGUGUCAGCAUGCUGUGAAAUGGAGUCUGAAGUCAUGAUGAGUGACUAUGAGAGUGGAGAUGACAGUCAUUUCGAAGAUGUGAAAAUUCCUCCACUUGAUUCCCAGCAACAUACAGAAGUCUGACACUCACACUCAACAAAAGUGCCUGGACUAUUAAACUAUCAAUUCUAGAUCAACUUCCACGAUCUUUUAUUUUCCCUCCCCCCUCCUUUUUCCCAGCCACAGUGAAUGCUUCUGUUUCAGUGAGCUAAACUGGCAUGGUGACAUUGGAUCAUGCAGUUCAUUUCACUAAAUCAGCCUGUUUCCAUUUCCUGACCUACUAUAAUUGGACUGUUCCAAGAUUUCCACUGACUCUGCCAUUUCUGAAUGUGCUUUUUGUACUUGCAUUGUCUAUGUUAAAAAAAAAAUCACAUACCACUUCUCCAUGUUAGCAUGAUGCAUAUUUAUAUAGUUCUAAUAAAAAUUAAUUUUCUCCUACUUUUUGUAAAUGUUAUGUACAGUUUUGAUUUUAAUAGUUUUAACUAGAUUUUGUAGAUAUUUUGUGAAUUUGUUUUCCACUGAAAGUAGUGGUGUUUGUGUGCCAUUAAAAACUAGCCCCCUGACUUAUUAUAAUGAGGGCAUCACUGUAUGUAUUCCCCCAAAAAAACUAAGGUUUGACAUUUCAUUAUAAAAUCUCAGCAUAUUCACAAAAUUCCAAUUGUACAUAGGUUAGGUCUGAUAUUUUUCUGGGUCAGCUACAUGGAAAUGUCUUAAAUGGGUUGCUGUAUUUUAGAACUGUAAACAUUUUUUCCCUUCUUGGAAAGUGUGUUGAGGACCCUCUACAUACCAGUUUAGAACCAAAACCACCAUGACACAGUUUUUAUAGUGUCUGUAUAUUUGUGAUCCAAUGGUCUUGUAAAGGUUUUUACUGGAAAUUACCAUUAGCUGGUCUUUCUUACUGACAAUAAAUUAUUAAUAAAAUA
Molecule: messenger RNA, 15235 nt
Organism: Cygnus atratus (black swan)
Lineage: Eukaryota; Metazoa; Chordata; Aves; Anseriformes; Anatidae
Gene: FAT1
Product: FAT atypical cadherin 1
Exons: 29
Coding region: 528-14396 (4622 amino acids)
Biological process (GO): homophilic cell-cell adhesion
Cellular component (GO): plasma membrane
Molecular function (GO): calcium ion binding
Source: RefSeq, a predicted model, not a curated record